This is a messenger RNA of Physcomitrium patens, 1624 nucleotides long. RefSeq lists its product as uncharacterized. Lineage: Eukaryota; Viridiplantae; Streptophyta; Bryopsida; Funariales; Funariaceae. Gene Ontology annotation, molecular function: protein binding. The record is from RefSeq and is a predicted model, not a curated record.
AUAAACACGAUUGCUUCCCAGGAGUCACUGCACCUUUAUCCAAAGCAGUCAGCGAUUUGUCUCUAUUGAAUACUAUUUGAACUGCUUCGAAUGGGAGUAUAGAUUGUGUUGAGUCGGUUCUAUUUGGACGGUUUCUCCCGAAUUUUUUUAAGCUAUGCUAGAUCACUUCUGUUUCUCGCUGCAGUUAGGAAUCUGCUUUCUCUUUACACAUUUUCGUUAGCAUUUUUGGAGAUUUUUGGACAUUUUAUUGUGAAGGUUGGCCUACAUUUUUUUGUUGUAUGGUUAGGUUGCUAAGUGUCCUUAAGGAAGGGUGUGUGAAGUUUUACUAGUUUGAGAAUAUUCGUCGCGGCAGUGUUGUGCGUCUAGCUUCGACCGCGAUUUGUUUCCUUUUAUCUGCCUAUCUUCUCCGUGCUAGCUAUGACAGCGGCAAUGCCAGUAGCGCCAAUCUCUGCAGCGCCGCGGCCACCUGCUGCAGCUUCUACGCAUUCUGCUCCUUCUAAUGCGACUCCUGCUCCUCCUAAAGAUGUCCGUCAAGAAAUCCAGAAGGAGAUAGCUAAUUUGGAGACUGGGCUUAAAACGACCUUUUGGUGUAGCAGGAUCACCUGGUGAUGGCCAAAGCUGCAGCAUCGAUUGUUAUGCUGGCUACCUUGCCUGAUGCAGUACCUUCACUUGAAGCGGCUAUACCACACUUAGUUCCGCUUUUACAGGACAUAUCUCUUUCUGUUCACGUGCAGAGGAAUGCAUGUGCAGCGUUGACCUCCAUCAUGACUGCCGAUCCCUCUCUUUAUCUGGCAGCUGCGAAGACGCCGAUGCUGGGUGAGGGAUUAGUGCAGUGCCUAAAAGGAGAUGGUGAAAGCCCUUUUGAUGAAGGUCUUCAACUUAAUGCAGCAGCAGGCAUAAGCGUACUAGCGCAGAGUGUGGAAGGCUUAUUGGUUUUGCAAGAAGCUGACGCUGAGAAUGCUAUCAUCUCCAGUUUGUGUAGUGCCAGUGAUGCCAAUGUGAAAGAGGAAAUUGUAGAUGCACUCUGUGCUUUGUCUUCUCAUCCUGACAUACGUAACAGUCUGUUUCUCAAGGGGGCAGUUGAACAGUUAGCAAAGGUCAUCCAGGGAGCUUCAGCUGAGAUCUGCGUGCGUGGAUUACUAGGUCUUGGCAUGUUAUGUGGAUCCAGUUCUGAAGCACAAGUGCAGCUCGCAUCCGUAGAAGGAACUGUCGACACGCUGAUGGCUCUCAUGAAAUCAAGUGAUCAUGAUAUCAAGAGUAUUUCACGAGAUCUAUUUAGAGUUUUAAUGCAGAACCAGGAGGUUAAGCCUAUACUGGAGCAUCAAUUACGCAAUUCGACUCUUCAGUGAUUAGAGAUCUGUUGACGCAGGCUCGAGUCAUGCAAGCGGAUAUUCUGGGUGUUUUCCUGCUUGGGUUAGUCAUAUUAAUAGAGAUUUGUGCAGUAGAAAAGAAUUUGGAAGCGUGGAUGCUAUGAAAUGUCCAUGUUGAUCCCGUGGUAGUAGACUUGUUAGAUAAUCAAAACACUUGUACCAUAUUCGGUAUCAAGGUAUUUUUGCCACGUUGUAUUACGGGAUAUUGCAAUCUGAGAAGGAUGCAUCUGGCAGUUUACAUCCUUUCUUCUAGA